CCGAAUAACAGAUUCACUCCGGGGUGCUAGUCACUCAAUAGCAUUCAAACCAUUGUUGAAUGAUGGACCGGGUGCAGGUGCCAUGGCAUACAUGACCUGGAGAAAACACAUCGGGCAGGAAUGCCUGAGCGAGGAUGAACGAGAAAGGAGAGAUGCAUGGAGUAACCAUCCAAUCCAGUGUCGCAUCUGGCGACCGGGCUGGAUGCCUCAGGCUCUGUCAAGCGUAGAAGAACAGCCAAGACCUCCGAAGGCGGUCAGACGUCUAUCGAUAACCGUUUUUCAACUUUUUCCCCCUCCGCGCGAGCUUUGCGACGGGAUUUGCAUUCAGUCGUCCAUUCUACUUUCCGCCCUCCGAGUCUCGAAUUUCCCGCUGCGAUAACCCCCUCCCACUUCGGAGCCUAAUUGCUGCGCAACCAUGCCCUCCUCCGUGCACUCUCAAGACCAGGACCAGUCCAUGAUGGACGCCGCCGCCCCGGAGGACCAGUACGAGCAGGACGAGGUGUUGGAGAUGGAGGAGAAGCGGAUCGUCGUGCUCCCGGGUGCCACCGAAACCGCCGCUUCCUUCCAGUUCGAGGGCGAGGGCCAUACAUUGGGAAACGCCCUCCGUUAUACGAUCAUGAAGAACCCCGAGGUUGAAUUCUGCGGAUACACCAUCCCUCAUCCUUCCGAGACGAAAAUGAACCUCCGAAUCCAGACCUACGAAUCGACGACCGCCGUGGAGGCGCUGGAAAAGGGCCUAGACUCCCUGAUGGACCUGUGUGAUGUCGUGACGGACAAGUUCACCACUGCGCGCGAUACCUUCAAUGCCACCGAGGCGGACCGGAUGACCUCGUAGCGGAGGCGGUUACUUCUCCUUUCUUUUUUUUUCUUUUGCUUUUCUUCGUUUGAAAAAAAGUCGCCCGUUCUUGUGUAUAUGGCGUUGUGUAUAUUUAGUCGGUUCCUGUUAUGGGUUGAGCAUUUGUGUGCCCGGUCAGCAACUUAGCAUUGGGGAUUAUAGAAUAUUUUCCGUUUAGUCGGUUUACGUUGAUUUACGUUGCGUGUGUCUUGGGGUUGCGUUUUUAGGUGGUACUUGCUUGUAUAUUUUGGGAUCUGCGGGAGUAGGGCUGACCAUUGUCGGCGAGAGCUUUCAUGCUCUACUACCCAACAAAACACC
Molecule: messenger RNA, 1153 nt
Organism: Aspergillus steynii IBT 23096
Lineage: Eukaryota; Fungi; Ascomycota; Eurotiomycetes; Eurotiales; Aspergillaceae
Product: DNA-directed RNA polymerase core subunit RPC19
Exons: 4
Coding region: 416-835 (139 amino acids)
Biological process (GO): DNA-templated transcription
Cellular component (GO): RNA polymerase I complex; RNA polymerase III complex
Molecular function (GO): DNA binding; DNA-directed RNA polymerase activity; protein dimerization activity
Source: RefSeq, a predicted model, not a curated record